CAACCCCUCCAGUGCAGCUGCAGCAUCCAUCAUCAACCUCCAACCUGACCCAGCCUCCUCUCUGACCAGCACGGCCAGGUGACGUUCACGGACUGCAGGGAUUUCUAAUACCAGCGGGGCAGCAAAUUGGAUAUAUAAGUAAUUUUACUUUUCCUGGGAGCCACAAGGACACUGGAGCCCAAAUUAGGGGCACUUUAGAGGUGUGGAUGAAUGAAACACUCGCUAAAGUGGAAUAUUGAUGAUGCUUGUUGUAUAAUAAGAUCUCCUGCAGCCUUCAUCACAGUGGAGCAUGGAACAUAGAUGUAAUCAGAGUUCUCUGUGAGAAAAGAUCUAUUAUCAGGCCAUCCAUAUAAUCCACAGGAGACGCUUUGAUCACCUGACAUCAUGAUGGUAAGAGCCACCAUUGCUUGGUGUCUCAGGACUACUGUGGUCUAAAAGACAUUUUGGUUCCACUGUGGGAACCAACCGAACACCUGGAGCGUGGUGGUCUGGCAGCACCAUGGACUACCACGCCGAGUGCUGCUUCUGUGAUCCAGAGGAGGGCCACAGCGGCCCGGAUGAGCCGCCACUCCACAGUAUCCAUGCACCCAACCGGAUCCGCCCGUCCUCGUACCGAGCCCUGAGGAGUGCUGUGUCAAGUCUGGCCCGCAUCGAUGACUUCUUCUGUGAGAAGAUAGGUUCAGGCUUCUUCUCUGAGGUCUUCAAGGUGCAGCAUCGGAUCACAGGGCAGGUGAUGGCACUGAAAAUGAACACUCUGGCUAGCAACAAAGCUAACAUGCUACGAGAAGUGCAGCUCAUGAACAGGCUUUGCCACCCCAACAUACUCAGGUUUCUUGGGGUCUGUGUGCAUGAAGGUCAACUCCACGCCCUGACUGAGUACAUCAAUGGAGGAAACCUGGAGCAGCUGUUGGACAGUGACCUGUACCUGUCUUGGUGCGUCAGAAUUGGUCUGUCUCUGGAUAUCGCCAGAGGGCUGCAGUACCUGCACAACAAGGGUAUAUUCCACAGAGACCUCACCUCCAAGAACUGUCUGGUGCGCUGUGAUAAUGGCAUGUUCACCGCUGUGGUGGGAGACUUUGGCCUGGCAGAGAAGAUUCCUGAUUACAGUGAUGGUGCAGGGAAGCAGCCUCUGGCCAUCGUGGGCUCCCCCUACUGGAUGGCCCCUGAAGUUCUGAGAGGAGAGCUGUACAAUGAGAAGGUGGAUGUGUUUGCAUACGGCAUCAUCCUGUGUGAGAUCAUUGCUCGGAUUGAGGCUGAUCCUGACUUCUUACCCAGGACAGAGGACUUUGGUCUGGACGUGGCAGCAUUUGAGAGCAUGGUUGGUGAUUGUCCAGCUGCGUUAUUUAGCCUCGCUGUCACCUGCUGUAAUAUGAGUGCAGAGAGGCGUCCCUCAUUCUCUGACAUUGUCUUCACAUUGGAGGACAUGGAGCGAGAAGAAGAUAGGGAGAAGCCCAUUGCACUUGAACCGGUGGCGGUGGAGGUCAGUCCAUACCGCCGCCUCAGUUCUCCUUGCCAACCCGCUGACCGCAGCCAGCAACGGCAAGGCCUGGCAAGGAGCCAGUCAGACAUGUUGCCCCCGGCGACCCCGACCCCUCCUCUCCUUGGGACCCCUGCGAGGGUCAACCCAUUCUCUCUCAGACAGGAUCUGAAUGGGGGGCGGUGUAAACUCUUAGACACACCUAGCAAGUCUGUCAUCUCCCUGACCUUCACCCUCCCAGCACUCCGAGACCCCUGUUCCUCCCCCCACCUGCUCAGAGGGAUAGCAGGAACAAGAACACUGCCAAGGAGAUGCCAGUCACUGCCCUGUACUCCAGAGCUCAGCAGGACUGUCACCUCGCCAAAAGACACGGAGGAGAAGGAGGAAGAAGUCAUUAAAAGAGGGAUUGGGGAGGAUGUGAAGAAAGACAUUCAAGAGAAGACAGGGCUGUCAGUUGAAAGGUCACAGAUGGAGCAGAUGGAGAUAACAGACAAGAGAGAGUUGUUAGAGGAGGGGGGUGGAGUGGGAGAGGAUUCAGGUCUUCCUGUCGUACUGGAGAUGGUUUCUCUGGAGCGAUUAGAGGAGGAGGAAGAGGAGGGUGAUGUGUGUCUAACAGAACCCAUGGACUGUACCAAGUCUCCUGAGCCAGCUGAGGGGGUCAACUCAGCUGGAAGACCCCUGCUCACUUCCACUUCUUCUACCUCCUUACAGACCAAUGGCUGGCGACUCCCCAUCUCCAACCCCCUGCCCUCCUUGCCUGCUCUGCCACGACUGGAUAACAACAACAGCUCAGGCCUUGUCAUUGGCCAGCAGGUGCAGUGGGGCCGAGGAGGGCGGGCUAACGGUUACAGUGUAACACAGGUCCAGCCCUCUGACCCAAGCGACCCGUCUGAGCAGGAUGAGGUCAUUUCCUGUCCUGGCUGCUGUCUGGUGGGUCUGAGUUUUCCCUCAGUGUGCCUCCGUGGUUCAGCUGCUGUUCCCGCCCCACGCAGAAGGGCCUCGUUACCACGGCAGCGACCCUACCGAAACCUCAACGGUACCAUAACUGGUGGCAGCGCUUCCUUAUCAACAACAGGCGCCACGGCAACCAAAGCUCUUUUGUGUCGUAGCACAAACGGACUAGUGAUGGGUGGGCCCUCAGUGCCAUGUGAGCCAGGCCGCUCUCUGCCAGAGGCCCAGACUUAAAAACACAAAUGAUUGAACUUGUGACAAACUUAGCAGCACUACAUGUUGCUAUGGUAAAACUGAGACUCCCGUACCGACCCCAGAAUCUGAGAUGUGUGGUUAUUCUGUGCAGUAGUCGCUAACCAGAGUGCUACCUGGUGGUCCACUGGAUUAAAUACAACAAGUCACUGUGACAGUGAAGAAGGUGGAGGUGUAAUAUGACGGGUGGCUAAGACAAAGGAGCACAGCUGAACACGGAGCACUACUGCUGCUGCAGCCCCCUGUUUACUGAAGCACACACACUGCAAAAAAGGUGUCUAAAAACAAGAUAAAAACACUAAGUCUGAGGGAAAUGAUCUUGCUACAUGGACAGAUAAUUUCACUUGACAAGAUUUCUUAAAUUAAGAUUAUAAAAUCUAGAAAUAAGCAUGUUUAACACUUAAAAUAAGAAAUCAACUCUUAAAACAAGAUAAAUUAUCUAACACUUCUAAAUUUCUAACAUUAUCUAACACUUCUAAAGUUUUUGUUCAUCGCUGCUUGCAGCUUUAAUUUAUCUUGUUUUUAGAGUUAAAUUCUUAUUUUAAGCGUUCAACAUGCUUAUUUCUAGAUUAAUAAUCUUAAUUUAAGAAGUCUUGUCAAGUGAAAUUAUCUGUCCAUGCAGCAAGAUCAUUUCCCUCAGAGUUAGUGUUUUUAUCUUGUUUUUAGACACACCUUUUUUGCAGUGCAGUGGACUCACAGUGAAGUCAUCUGUGCUGGCUUAAAGUAUACUGCUGUUUAUAUGUACUGGGUCUUAUUUUUGCAGUUGUGGCCAUCAUUUCUAUCAGUAAUAAUAACAUGGUGCUGAUGAGGCAAGUCUGAUCUGUGAUGGAUGUUUCCAGUGGACACAGAAUAAAGACAUGCUUGGACUGCUGAUGUUUGUUGCUCAGAUUUCAUUGAUUGUAGUGAUGUUACUGUGUUACAAGUUAUCAGCAAUUACGAUAGUUAGUGUA
This is a messenger RNA of Centropristis striata (black sea bass), 3630 nucleotides long. RefSeq names its product dual specificity testis-specific protein kinase 1-like. The transcript is spliced from 10 exons. Gene Ontology annotation, biological process: positive regulation of stress fiber assembly; actin cytoskeleton organization; protein phosphorylation. Lineage: Eukaryota; Metazoa; Chordata; Actinopteri; Perciformes; Serranidae. Gene Ontology annotation, molecular function: protein serine/threonine kinase activity; ATP binding. The coding region runs from base 500 to 2662 and encodes 720 amino acids. Gene Ontology annotation, cellular component: nucleus; cytoplasm. The record is from RefSeq and is a predicted model, not a curated record.